UAUAUGCCUCCCUCUAGUGGAAAGCAAAAGACGUACUUAGAAACUCUUGAAGCUAUGUCUGUUUCUAAAAUGUGCUUCAAAACGUGUUUGUAUAUAUAGAGGUGUGUGCGUGUGUUGUAGACCUACUAUUAUUACCCACUAUAGACUAUUUAGAAGGGGAAAAUAUUCGAAAUAUCAGUUUCAUGAAUCAUCCAACUGCAAUUAACUGCGACCAACUGAUAGACUUCAUCAUCCAGGAACCUCUGCGGUAACAAGGCCCUUCGCUCUCCCGUGUCAUUGGUGAAUGACCGAAGAUGUCGCACAGUAGACUGUUUGCUCGGCUGUUCUUACAGCAGAGCAGUGUCCGGCAUUGUUAUACAGCCUCACGAAAGAACCUCUACAUCAACAAGGACACUAAGGUCAUUUGCCAAGGCUUCACCGGGAAGCAGGGGACCUUCCACAGUCAGCAGGCUCUGGACUAUGGCUCCCGGCUCGUUGGAGGAGUCUCUCCUGGCAAGGGAGGCAAGACCCACCUUGGCCUACCCGUCUUCAACUCUGUGAAGGAGGCAAAGGAUGGCACCGGGGCCGAAGCCUCGGUCAUCUACGUGCCCCCGCCCUUCGCGGCGGCGGCCAUCUUGGAGGCCGUGGACGCGGAGAUGCCGCUGGUGGUGUGCAUCACGGAGGGCAUCCCCCAGCAGGACAUGGUGAAGGUGAAGCACCGUCUGCUUCGGCAGGGCACCACCCGCCUCAUCGGGCCCAACUGCCCCGGCGUCAUCAACCCAGGAGAAUGUAAGAUUGGAAUCAUGCCAGGCCAUAUUCACAAAAAAGGAAGAAUCGGCAUUGUGUCCAGGUCUGGUACCCUGACUUAUGAAGCUGUGCACCAAACUACGCAAGUGGGGUUGGGACAGUCUCUCUGUGUGGGGAUCGGUGGUGACCCGUUCAACGGGACAAACUUCAUAGACUGCCUGGAGGUGUUCCUACAGGACCCAAAGACUGAAGGAAUCAUCCUGAUUGGAGAGAUCGGAGGGAACGCAGAGGAGAACGCUGCAGAGUUCCUGAAAGAACACAACUCUGGUGCCAAGGCCAAGCCAGUGGUGUCCUUCAUCGCCGGUCUCACCGCCCCCCCGGGCCGGAGGAUGGGCCACGCUGGCGCCAUCAUCGCCGGAGGGAAGGGCGGAGCCAAAGAGAAGAUCGCCGCCCUGCAGUCAGCAGGGGUGGUGGUCAGCAUGUCCCCUGCCCAGUUGGGCAGUACCAUUUUCAAGGAAUUUGAGAAGAGGAAGAUGCUGUAAAUGUGGUGUGAAGAGCCCCGCACCCCCUCCCUCACACACACAUCCUUCCAAGUGGAUCAUCUUGUGUUCAUUGCCCUCUGUUUGAGGGCCAGCGCCUGAAGAAACCAAGAUCUCUUCAUGUCCACUGUAACUCAUACUCUUACAGUUUUAAUAUGUUUAAUAUGUCCUUAAUGUAUGCCAGAGGAAUAAUAAAUUCAUCCAAUCUUGA
This is a messenger RNA of Conger conger (European conger), 1476 nucleotides long. RefSeq names its product succinate-CoA ligase GDP/ADP-forming subunit alph (gene suclg1). The transcript has 10 exons. NCBI's taxonomy places the organism in Eukaryota, Metazoa, Chordata, Actinopteri, Anguilliformes, Congridae. Gene Ontology annotation, cellular component: mitochondrion; succinate-CoA ligase complex (ADP-forming). The record is from RefSeq and is a predicted model, not a curated record. Gene Ontology annotation, molecular function: succinate-CoA ligase (GDP-forming) activity; succinate-CoA ligase (ADP-forming) activity. Gene Ontology annotation, biological process: tricarboxylic acid cycle. The coding region runs from base 294 to 1268 and encodes 324 amino acids.